GCCGCUGUUGCAGCCCAGCCCCCUGCUCAUCAUUCCUUUCAUGGAAAUUAGAUGAAGGUGGCUUAACGUGGGUGGCCAUAGGAGGCUGGCAGGUUCACGGAGGAUGUAGCCGGGGACUCCGCACUCCCUGACCCUCCAAGACCCUCCCGGACCCAGGUCCCGGGGAAACAGGGCAGAGCCACCAUGCGGUCGCCCUGACGGGGGCUCAGACUCUCCCCCACCGCCCGGUGCGUCCUCCGCUCCUAAAUUAUUGAUCUCUUCCUGCGGUGAAAGCAACCCGCGACCAUGGCGCUGAAGUGAAGCCUGCCGUCUGCCGCACACAUGGACGUGUUCAGCUUCGUGAAGAUGGGAAAGUUGUCUGGCCACAGAACCAAAUCUACGGGCUGGCCACCCCCUUCCGGGACCUGGAGUGCCUCCUCGGCACCCUCCUAUGGAUGGGACAUGGCUUCCAGUAGAGAGGGGAGAGAUUGCUUUGUCAAUAGCGGGUCCCAGAGCAGCUCACUUGAGGAGGUUCGUCUGGACAGCGGCCCGUUUGUACCCCCAGCUCCAAGGAAGGUGGAAAUGAGACGGGACCCUGUGUUAGGGUUCGGCUUUGUGGCGGGGAGUGAGAAACCCGUGGUGGUACGUUCCGUCACCCCAGGUGGUCCCUCGGAGGGAAAGCUCAUCCCUGGAGACCAGAUCGUCAUGAUCAAUGAUGAAGCGGUCAGCGCUGCCCCCAGGGAGCGGGUCAUCGACCUUGUCAGAAGCUGCAAGGAGUCCAUCGUGCUGACGGUUGUUCAACCUUUUCCAUGUCCCAAAUCUGCAUUCAUCAGUGCUGCGAAAAAAGCCAAGUUAAAGUCGAACCCGGUGAAAGUGCGCUUCGCCGAGGAGGUCAUCAUAAACGGACAGGUUCCUGAAACAGUCAAGGAUAAUUCCCUUCUUUUUAUGCCAAAUGUUCUCAAAGUGUACCUGGAAAAUGGGCAGACAAAGUCCUUCCGCUUUGACAGCAACACUUCCAUUAAAGAUGUUAUCCUGACUUUGCAAGAGAAACUGUCCAUCAAGAGCAUUGAGCAUUUCUCCCUGAUGUUGGAACAGCGCGGUGAAGGAACUGCAAGCAAACUGCAGCUCCUCCAUGAGCAGGAGAUGUUAUCUCAGGUGACACAACGACCAGAGUCUCAUAAGAUGAAAUGCUUCUUCCGAAUCAGCUUUGUUCCGAAAGACCCCAUCGACCUUCUAAGGAGGGAUGCUGUGGCUUUCGAAUACCUCUACGUUCAGAGCUGUAACGACGUGGUGCUGGAGCGCUUUGGGUCGGAGCUGAAGUACGACAUGGCACUGCGCCUGGCUGCCUUGCAGAUGUACAUCCUGACCGUCACCACCAAGCAGACGCAAAAGGUCUCCAUCAAGUACAUUGAGAAGGAAUGGGGUUUAGCGCUCUUCCUGCCUCCAGCUGUCUUGUCCAGCAUGAAGGAGAAGAACAUUAAGAAAGCCCUGACACAUAUUCUGAAGACCAACCAGAAUCUCGUACCUCCGGGAAAAAAGUUAACUGCUUUACAAGCAAAGGUGCACUACCUGAAAUACCUCAGUGAACUGAGGCUAUAUGGGGGACGUGUGUUCAAAUCUACACUGCUGCAAGGGGAAAAGCACACAGAAGUGACCCUCCUCGUGGGACCGCGCUACGGCAUCAGUCACGUGAUCAACACCAAGACCAACCUGGUGGCCCUGUUGGCUGACUUCAGCCACGUCAACCGCAUCGAGAUGUUCACGGAGGACGAGAAAAACGUCAGGGUGGAGCUGCAUGUUCUUGACGUCAAGCCUAUAACACUCUUAAUGGAGUCCAGUGAUGCCAUGAAUCUGGCUUGCUUGACAGCUGGAUACUACAGGCUGCUCGUGGACUCCAGAAGGUCCAUCUUCAACAUGGCCAACAGUAGUAACACCAAUAGCGUGGACACAGACCAAGAUGCCAGGGGAAAGAUUAACUUCCAAGCUAUCGAGUGGACGUAUAGCACCUCCUUCAGUACCAACGAAGACACAAGUGUCCGCAAGAGGCAGUCUUACGACAAAGAAUCUGAGUUUCUGGAUUGUAGCAGAAGCGAAAAUGAAGUCACCCCCAUCUACAUUACGGAGCUCCAAGGGUCCCAGCACAGAACUCAUCUGGGAGAGCGGGCAGAAAAGGGGAACAGAAAUGCACACUCUCAGCCGUUUUUGUCUGUUCCGAAAAGCAAAGCCCAGGACUCUCCCAGAAGCGCCAAGGUGUCCUUUAUAUUCGGAGACCCUCCCUUAGAUACUGUCAAUCCCCAAAACCUGGGUUACGAGAGGUUACUGGAUGAAAGUCCAGAAAUUCUUGAUGAACACAGGUCAAUGUACCUCCAAAAUGAGGAAGAUUUUAAGAACAUGGAUCCAUCCAGGGAUGGACUAGACUUCCAGUACGGUACCCACUCAGUCUACAGUGGCAUCAAUGAUGGAAAAAUAUUUGGGAACACAGAGGGUAUUGAAGAGCCCCUGCUUCGUGACAUCUGCUACGCGGAAACAACGGACGACGCAGAGGAUGAUGAUGAUGCCAGCUGUGAGGAGGAUAGCGUGAUUGGGGAGAUGGACAAGUCUACCUUCCUCAAACUCUCUGGUUCCAGUGACGACAUCAUAGACUUGACCUCCCUCCCACCACCAGAGGGUGACGAUGAGGAAGACAAUGAUGUUCUCCUUCAUUCUCUCAAUAUGGCCAUCGCUGCUCCCCCACCCGGCUUCAGGGACAGCUCAGAUGAAGACGAGCAUCAGGCCACACAGGUUACCAAGGGGAGCAGCCCGGGCACCAGCGAUGACAUUCCUGUUUCACUGAUCGAUGCAGUUCCUACACAAUCGGAAGGCAGCAAAGAGGCAGCCCUGGACGAUGCUGUGGUCUCCACCUUACAGGCCCUAGAGGCCUUGGCGGCCUCUGAGGAACAGGCCCACCAACAGUCAGACAGUAGUUCAGGUGUAGCAAUAUCUCGGGCCUUUAGUCCAGAGUCAUCUUCAGAUUCUGGAAAUGAGACAAACUCCUCAGAGAUGACAGAGAGCUCGGAGCUUGCAACGGCCCAGAAGCAGUCCGAGAACUCCAUGCGCUUGUUUGUGGCCACCACUGAAGGGUACCAGCCACUCCUUGAAGAGAAAACUGAGUUCCCCGUUUCCCCCUCUGAUCAAGAUCCUGUCCUUAAAAUUCCCAGUGGCUUCACAAGCAGCCAGGAAGAAGAACCGCAGUCCACAGCUGUGCCUUCGAAGCAGAUGCUCCACUCGGACGGCCUUGAAAUGGAGCCAGAAACCAUGGAAACCAAAUCUGUGACAGACUACUUCAACCUAAUGCAGAUGGGCUCUCUGGUGAGCUCCAGUAACAGCAAGCGAAGAGGAAAGACAGGUGAGACAGAUGCCAGAAGGCACUUUGACACUAAUACUGCGGGUAAGCGGCUGCCAAGAUUGGCCGAGCCUGGUGGGGAAGAUCAGCAGCAAGUGGGGAAAUUCAACACGUUCAGCACACGGGAGUCACACCGCAUGAGUCACUUUGAUCUUGAGCGCACCUCAUUUCGUGAAAAGAGCCAAAAGCGGCAGCCUGUGUCUGAAAACAAGACAGCAGAGGCUGUCCCGGGGGAUGCGAGUGGUCGCAGCCAGUCAUGGGGGCCCCACACUAGCAGGAUGGGUAUCAAAGAGAAUGACCCGGAAGAUGAUGGUAAUGGCACUUCUGAGAUUGUUAAGCAAAAGGGUUCCUCAGACAGGGCACUCCUGUCACCAGACAGGGAGCUAAACAAAUCCAAACAAACAAACAACCCCAGCGGGGAACAGACGCAGACGAAGCCUCCCCCAGCAGAACAGCCCGUUACCCGGCUGUGUGAGUACCAUCUCGCCAAACGCAUGUCGUCCCUGCAAAGUGACAGCAACUACUCCCUUCAGAGCUCCCAGUGCUCUUCCCUCGAUGCCAACUGCAAUGCGGGGAGUAGCAGCUGCACCAUGCCCGUGGAUUCCCCUCUCUGCGCAGCUGACAGCAAGCUUGCACCAGCCGAGUCCGCCAUGAAAGGUAUCAGCUAUGCAGUAACUGAGGAGAAAGCCCAUGGCACAUCAAGUCACGGAUUGCAGGGAAAGGAACUCUACCAAAAAGCAGACUCAUCGCUUUCCCAGAAGAUACAGCCUAACAUACACACGCCGACAGGCUCUGAGCCCACACUGGGCUCUUUGCAAGAUGGAUGCCAGCGGCUGCCCAAGAUUAAAGAAACUACAGCUUGCACAGAACUCGAGAUGGCACGAAGAGGAGACUGUUUUUCCAAACAGGUCAAGGUCAAUGCCAUACCACCACCAUCUAAUAUUAGUGCAGAUACUGAUGUGCCAAAGCAGGAGCCUACUGAAAUCCCCAAGCAGAACCAUAUCCAGACAUCUCCCAUCAGCUUGCUUCCAUGUGAGCAGAGCACAGGCAGCCUUAGGAUAACCAAGAAAGACAGGACCCUACGGCGGAGCUCAAGUAGCUUGACCACAUACUCUGGUAGUGCUGAAUUGUCAACCAAAGUCACAAGCGCUGGUCGAAGUUUGCAGCCUUCUCUAUCACUUGAUUCCAAACCUCAAAAGAAACCUGCUGGGAAGAAGCUUUCCAAGAGUUACUCCCAGGGCUCAGUCUCCUCUAAUUCUGCUUGCUCCACUGGCAGCAGGGAUGGCAGAAGAGCUUCAGUUGUGCUUCCCAUGCCAAAAGACACUAAGCAGUUCAGAUCUUUGCCAAAGCUGGACACCAGCAAUUGGAGGUGCCACGGUCCCUUCAGCUACUGCUUUCUCAAAAAGAAGACAGUUGCUGAUGAGGACGAAGAUGAUGGAGAGCUUCACACAUCUGAGUCACCCAAGAGGGCCCAAAGGACAUCAAGACUGUCUUCCAGCAGUGGAGUGGAGGACUUAGCAUCUCCUACAAAGGCCCUUGGAGAGCAGCAUUACUUGGAUGUUAACUUGAACAGCAUGAGCUUCAGCGCCCAGCUAGCUCGGGUUAACGUGCUGAAGGACAAUAUGUACAGCUUCCCCUCUGGUUUUGCAGCUGCGCAGAGGGAUGCUGGAGAGUUGAUAACCCUGGUGCGCUCCAGUGUUGGGAGAGCUGAUGGCCCACUGCCCGAGAUUCAGGGAGCUGACCUGUUCCAAUACAAACAGCUGCUCUCCAUUGAGUCCAAAGAGCUAGGAACCGCCUGUAGGAAGAUGGCCCUAGCACAAAAAAGCCCAGAAGAAAUGAUUUUGGCUGUGACAUGCAGCUUCCAGGUUCUAUGCUGCUUGACAGAGGCUUGCAUGUGCCUCGUGAAAGGAAUGUCUGAGGAGGCCCAGCAACGUGAGGUGGUAGCCAAAGUAGAUGAGGUUGUCGUGAACUACAUCUGCCUGCUGAAGGCUGCCGAGGCAGCUGCAGUUGGCGCCAGCAAAGACUACAGUGUUAAAGCUCUGGCGCGGCACUCAACCACUAUGUCCACUAUCAUAAACGCACUCACACGUUCGCUAAAAUCACUUCUCAAUAAGUAA
Molecule: messenger RNA, 5478 nt
Organism: Scleropages formosus (Asian bonytongue)
Lineage: Eukaryota; Metazoa; Chordata; Actinopteri; Osteoglossiformes; Osteoglossidae
Gene: frmpd4
Product: FERM and PDZ domain containing 4
Exons: 17
Coding region: 322-5478 (1718 amino acids)
Cellular component (GO): cytoskeleton
Molecular function (GO): protein binding
Source: RefSeq, a predicted model, not a curated record